Messenger RNA from Habropoda laboriosa, 1819 nucleotides. RefSeq names its product putative sodium-dependent multivitamin transporter. The coding region runs from base 68 to 1819 and encodes 583 amino acids. Gene Ontology annotation, molecular function: symporter activity. NCBI's taxonomy places the organism in Eukaryota, Metazoa, Arthropoda, Insecta, Hymenoptera, Apidae. Gene Ontology annotation, biological process: sodium ion transport; transmembrane transport. The record is from RefSeq and is a predicted model, not a curated record. Gene Ontology annotation, cellular component: membrane. The transcript has 7 exons.
GCUCGCGAUAUCGAAUUUCUCGUGUAUCGCCAGUUGAUGGUAUCACACGAGCAGAGGAUCCUGCAGAAUGGACGAACAGAGCAAGGGUAAUAGGACGUCGUCGCUGCAAUGGCCGGAUUAUCUUGUCAUCGGAGUAAUGCUGUCGAUCUCAGCAGGCAUUGGGAUCUACUACCGAUUCACCGGCGGCAGACAACGCACGGCCGAGGAAUACUUCUCAGCGAACCGAUCUAUGGGCGUCUUCCCCCUAGCGGUCGCCCUCGCGGUGUCUUUCAUGUCGGCGAUCACGUUGCUAGGAAUGAGCGCGGAAAAUUACGUCCACGGUACGCAUAUCAUGCUGCUAUUCCUCAGCGGUGUCUUUGGCACACCGAUUGUCCUGCAUUUCUACCUUCCUGUCUUCACCAAGCUGAACACCAUGAGCGUGUACGAGUACUUAGAAAAACGGUUCGGUGUGAGGGCUCGUCUGGUAGCCAGCACGGCGAACUUCGUGCAACUGUUACUGUACACCGGAGUGGUGUUGUUCGCACCUUCGUUAGCCCUCGAAGCGACGACCGGUCUGUCAGGGAACACGAGCGUCCUGGUGAUCGGGCUGAUUUGUACCUUCUACUCGACCGUAGGUGGCAUCAAGGCUGUCCUGAUCACCGAUCUCUUUCAGGGACUGCUGAUGUUCGUCGCGAUCACCUGUGUUCUCGGCGUGGCAGCCGCUGACCUCGAAGGCGGCUUGUCGAACGUGUGGAGCACCGCUCAGAAGGGUGGUCGUAUAGACUUCUUCAACUUCAGCUUGGAUCCGACUGCAAGGCACACCUGGUGGAACCUAAUAAUAGGAGGCACGGCCACUUUUCUUUCUUUGUACGGGGUGAACCAGGUUCAAGUUCAACGUCUUCUCACUGCCAAAAACUACAAAACAUCUCAACACGCGUUGCUGCUCAGCGGCCCAAUGACCAUGUUGCUCGGGAUCCUCACGUGCUUCGCUGGUCUAGUCCUCUACACAGUCUACAGCGACUGCGAUCCAGUGGCGUCCGGGAGAAUCUCCAGCUUCGACAAGAUAAUGCCAUAUUUCGUUGCAGAAAGGAUGUCGCGAGCACCAGGUGUCACCGGCCUCUUCAUAUCCGGCGUAUUCAGCGCCAGUCUGAGCACAAUCUCUGCCAUGUUGAAUUCUCUGGCUGCGGUGGCACUCGAGGACUACGUGAAGCCGUUGUGUCGUAAAAUUGGAGUGGAAUUUCCUACGGAAAAGGCUACUCUGAUUGGAAAAGUACUCGCUAUCGUCAACGGUUUCAAUUGUUUGGCCGUUGCUUUCAUGGCUAAGUCAAUGGGAUCGUUGGUACAAGUUGCCUUCUCUAUUUCCGGAGCGAUCGGAGGACCUAUUCUAGGUAUCUUCACCUUAGGAAUGUUCGUAGAGAAGGCGAACGAGACAGGAGCUGUCGUUGGAACCAUUUCCGCGCUGAUCACCUGCGUCUGGGCAGCGUUUGGCAAUCUGAAGGUAGAGAUACCGCCGCUUCCUGUGUCUGUUGCAGGCUGCGACAAUUCUACCACGUUCCUGGAUUAUCGAAACGCCAGCAAAUUCGACAACAACGUGAACGACUCCCCCCUGUUCUACCUGUACCGUAUAUCAUACAUGUGGUACACUCCUAUGGGACUGACGAUCACACUGGUGGUGGGAUUCCUGACGAGCUUGGCAGCGAGCAGGCUAAUUCACAAGGACGCUCGUGAACCGGAUCCCGACUUGUUCGUACCUUCCCUGGCUGCGCGGAUUAGGCAACGAAGACAGGACGCCGCGAAAACUACCAACAGCCAGGUGUUCGUGUUGGAGAACAGGAAAUGA